Molecule: messenger RNA, 2562 nt
Organism: Prunus dulcis (almond)
Lineage: Eukaryota; Viridiplantae; Streptophyta; Magnoliopsida; Rosales; Rosaceae
Product: pentatricopeptide repeat-containing protein ELI1, chloroplastic-like
Exons: 1
Coding region: 1-1638 (545 amino acids)
Biological process (GO): RNA modification
Molecular function (GO): protein binding; RNA binding; zinc ion binding
Source: RefSeq, a predicted model, not a curated record
AUGAUGUAUAGAACUUUAUCAAAUGCCAAGACAAUCACUAAUCUUAUACACCAGGGGCAAAGUCGUCAAGCAAUAGUUUUGUUUCAUCAAGUCCUGAAAAAUAGGUUCAAAAUCACAGAGUUUCUUCUCUCAGCAAUUGUGCGAGCUUGUGGAAGAGUUGCUGCCAUUAAAGAAGGCAAGCAAUUUCAUUGCAUGGCGAUCAAACAUGGGUUCAAUAGAGACAUGAUUCUAAUGACGUCCCUUCUUGACAUGUACUCUAAAUGCAACAAUAUCACAGAAGCUCGGCUUGUAUUUGAUGAAAUGCCUCAAAGAGAUGUCAUUGCCACCAACAGCAUGAUUUCUGGGUUGUGUUGGUCUCACUUAACACUGGAAGCAAUUGAAUUGUUUAGUAACAUGUCAAGAAGAGACGCCGGGUCUUGGAAUUCGUUGAUUUCGGGUCUCGGUCAUAACUCUGAAGGAAGAACAGGAUUGGUUUUCUUUGAGAAAAUGAGAUUGGAGGGAGCUGAAGUUGAUGUUAUGACCAUGGUUAGUGUUCUUUCAAUCUGCUCCGAUCUUGCAGCAUUGAGUAAUGGUAAACAAUGUCAUGGUUUGGUGAUUAAUUAUGGAUUUGAGUUGGGGUAUUUACCAGUUGGAAAUGCUAUUAUUGACAUGUAUGCUAAAUGUGGGUGCAUGGAAGAUGCCUGCUUAUGUUUCAAAAACAUGCCUUUAAAAAAUGUAAUUUCAUGGACUGCUUUGAUCACGGGUUAUGGAAAACAAGGCCGGGGCUUAGAAGCUUUGGAGGCAUUUGACACAAUGGAAGUGGAAGGUGUUGCACCAAACAAAAUCACAUUCUUGGGUGCCUUGUAUGCCUGUAGUCAUGCUGGAUUAGUACAAGAAGGAUGGAGGGUUUUCAACACCAUGGUACAUAAGUACUCAAUCAAACCCAUGAUGGAGCAUUAUACAUGCAUGGUGGAUCUCCUAGUACGAUCGAAGUGUUUCAGUGAGGCCUAUAAGUUCAUAGAGAGGAUGCCUGUAAAGCCGGACACAAGGCUUCUCACAGCAUUUUUAAGCUCAUGCUGCUCCCACAAGAAUUUGGAGCUAGCAAGGAGUGUUGGGAAGAAAUUACUUGAAUCAGCACCUGAAGAAGCAGGGGCCUAUAUGUUACUAUCCAACUUCUAUGGGCUUGUUGGGGACUUACAAGGUGUGGCAAAAGUGAGAAGAUUGAUGCUAGAUAGAGGAAUAAGAAAAGAGAAGGCAUGUACCUGGAUUGAGAUUAACAAAACAGUUCACAGCUUUCAAUCCGGAGACAGAUCCCAUCCCCUAAGCAAAGAGAUCUACAACUAUUUACAACAUCUAUUUAAAAAGUUGAAAGCUAAUGGGUAUGUGCCAGACACAAGCAUGGUCAUGCAGAAUGUGGAUGAACAAACAAAGGAGGAGAUAGUUCUUGGUCACAGUGAGAAACUGGCAAUUGGUCUUGGCCUAAUCAGCACACCUCCCGGUACCCGUAUUGUUAUAGUUAAGAAUCUGAGAGUGUGUGUAGACUGUCAUGUGGUAACUGGUCUAAUUUCAAAGAUUGAAGGGAGGGAGAUUGUUGCAAGGGACUCAAACCGAUUUCAUCAUUUCAAAGAUGGACUAUGCUCUUGUGAAAAUCAUUGGUGAGAGAGGUCAAAUUAGAGGUUGACUCUCACAUGCGUGUCUCCCCCUUUCUAUGAUCAUUGUGAACCAUUUGAAGAUUAUUGGUGAGAGAGGUCAAAUUUGAAAAUAGAAUGCAUCCAUAAUGGUUUGUUUUGUUGUCAAAGUUUCGAACUUUACAAGUUACAAACCAAGCAAUGGCAAGACAAGGUCCCCUUAGGUUGGGAAACUUCAAAAACCCAAAUAUUGGUACCAGGCUCGGGUUUAUUUAUGCAACAAGAGGCACGUGUAGGAACACAAAAGGUCUAACCUUUGUUGGCUCUAAGAAUCCCAAUCUUUUGUCGUGUGAAAUUGGUCUCUGCUCUCUCUCUCUCAAAAAUUUUCUUUCUUCUUCGCUUCUUCUUCUUCUCUUCUCUAUCUAAGAUGAAACUUCAAUUUUGCAUUUCCUCUCUCUCACUGAUUCCCAGCCCUAAUUCCCAAUUCUCCAUGUUCUUCUUUUCCUGGGUCCUAAGACCCAUCUUCCUCAUCCACACCAUUAGCCAUCACCAGCACCACCAACAACAGUAACUACAAUAAAACAAAAACAACUCAGCAGCAUCCUCCAAGUCUGCUCGGGUCAGUCAAGAACAACAAAGAUGAUAAUGACGACGAAGGAAGCACAGUCAGCGUAAUGGGAGUUGUCCAGAGAAAUGACAAUGUGAUGAUGAUCGUUCCUGCCCCUUAGCCGAUCACGACAGGAUGUCAGUGGGCCAAAUGUAUCUUUCCAGCUAGCCUUGAGGGUAUUGUUUUGAGAUGUGAUGAUGCAUCAAAGAAUGAUGUCAUACCAGUUUAGCAGUAAAUUGAAUAGCAAACUUAUUUUAGGUAUUGCUUGUAUAUUCUUUUCCUCUAUUAUUAUUAAUGAUGUUAGUGAUGGUGAUAGGAUUGAAGAAGUUGUGUUUAUAGCAGAUUAAG